AUGUUUGGGUGCGCGGGCGGCCACAAAAGCCGCCUCAGCGUCAGCAGCGAUGGUUUAUUUUUUUAUAAGAAAACAACAAAGGCAGAAGCCCACUUUUAUUUGCUGCUGCAUGCGCUCGUGCAAAGAAAAGCAGCAGCAGCAGCAGCAGCAGCAGCAGCAGAAACAGCAGCAGCAGCAGCAGCGACGGGGGCAGCAGAAACGGCAGCAGCGGCAGCAGUUCAAGGACCGGAGCCAGCUGCAGCAGCUGCUGCAGCCGCAGCAGCAGCAGCAGCACCAGAAACGGCAGCAGCAGCAGCAGAAACGGCAGCAGCAGACACAACAGCAGCAGCAGCAGCAGCAGCAAAAACGGCAGCAGCAGACACAGCAGCUGCAGCAGCAGCAGCAGCAAGCACUUUUGCUGUAGAUCUGUUGAAUGGAAGCUGCCCAUUGGGCUGCAAAGAAGACUGCCCGCUGCUGCUGCUGCAGCAGCAAGAAAAGAUAAAUGGGGGAGGCGGCCCGGAGUCUGCUGCUGCUGCUGCUGCUGCUGCAGCAACAGCAGCAGCAGCAGAAGCAGCUGCAGAGCUUCUGCCGUUCAUGCCCAGGCUUUUUGGAGUUUAUUUAAAUGACAAAAAGGAGACAGCUGCAGCAGCAAAUAAGGAGACAGCUGCAGCAGCAAAUGAGGAGACAACUGCAGCAGCAACUGCAGCAGCAAAUGAGGAGACAACUGCAGCAGCAACUGCAGCAGCAAAUGAGGAGACAACUGCAGCAGCAGAUAGGGAGACAACUGCAGCAGCAAACAAGGAGGCAGCUGCAGCAGCAAAUAGGGAGACAACUGCAGCAGCAAAUGAGGAAGCAACUGCAGCAGCAAAGGGGACAACUGCAGCAGCAAAUGAGGAAGCAGCAGCAGCAGCAAAUGAGGAAGCAGCAGCAGCAGCAAAUGAGGAAGCAGCAGCAGCAGCAAAUGAGGAAGCAGCAGCAGCAGCAGCAAAUGAGGAAGCAGCAGCAGCAGCAGCAAAUGAAGAAAAAGAAGAAGACAAAGAAGCAGCAGUUUUGUGUCUGGAGAAUUUGCUGCUGGGCCUCGAGGACCCCAUAGUAAUAGACAUUAAACUGGGGACUCGGCUGCACGGGGAAGGCGUGAGUGUGGGGCGGCGGCAGCGGGCAGAAGCGCAAGCUGCUGCUCGAGGUGCUGCUGCACUUGGUGUCUCCUUUUGCGGCUUGUGGGGACUGCAGCAGCAGCAGCAGCAGCAGUGGCAGGGGGGGUCUCGUCUUGCUGCUGCUGCUUUCCGCCCCACAACUCUUGCUGCUUACCAGGAGCUCUUCCGCGCCUUCCUGGUGUCUGUACACCCCACGGGCCCUCAGGUGUACAGACACCUCAGGGCUUCCCUCCAAACUCUUUUUCUUCUUCUCAACAAAAACUCUUCCCCCAAACUCUUCGGCGCCAGUCUGCUCUUCGUCGCCGGUACCCUCCAAAGGGGGCCCCCAGGGGGCCCCCAGGGGGGCCCCCAGGGGGGCCCCCAGGGGGGCCCCCAGGGGGGCCCCCAGGAGGGUUCCCAGGGGGGCCCCCAGGGGGGCCCCCAGGGGGGUCUCCAGGGGGGCCCCCGGGGGGGCCCCCAGGAGGGCCCCCGGGGGGGCCCCCGGGGGGACGCCUUAGGGGGGAGCCCCCUGGGGGGGCCCCCAGGGGGGCCCCCAGGGGGGCCCCCAGGAGAGUGCGAAAGGGCCCCUGAGAUAGACCCUUCGGCAGGGGCCCCAGCAGGGGCCCCAGCAGGGGCCCCCAAAGAAGGAGCCCCCGAAGAGGGGGCCCCCCUCUCGGGGCCCCCACCUGGGGGGGCCCCCCUCUCGGGGGGCCCCCCUGGGGGCCCCCCCUCCUGGGGGGGCCCCCCUGGGGGGGCCCCCGAGCGCGUGGCGAUGGUGAAGUUGGUGGACUUUGCGCAUGCAAGUUUGGGGCUGGGGGCCCCCGAAAAGGGCUGCCUUUUGGGGCUUUUGAAUUUGCUGCAUGCACUCGAAGCUGCUGCGGGGGCCCCCCAGGGGGGCCUCGGGGCUGGGGGGGUUCAGGAGCUGCUGCAGGGGUGGAGCCAGCGCGGGGCCCAGGGACACACAGCUAGCUAG
Molecule: messenger RNA, 2085 nt
Organism: Eimeria necatrix
Lineage: Eukaryota; Apicomplexa; Conoidasida; Eucoccidiorida; Eimeriidae
Product: inositol polyphosphate kinase domain containing protein, putative
Exons: 2
Coding region: 1-2085 (694 amino acids)
Biological process (GO): phosphatidylinositol phosphate biosynthetic process; inositol phosphate biosynthetic process
Cellular component (GO): cytoplasm; nucleus
Molecular function (GO): inositol hexakisphosphate kinase activity
Source: RefSeq, a predicted model, not a curated record